Arabidopsis thaliana (thale cress) is the source of this 1619-nucleotide messenger RNA. Its product is annotated as Protein phosphatase 2C family protein. Gene Ontology annotation, molecular function: protein serine/threonine phosphatase activity. Lineage: Eukaryota; Viridiplantae; Streptophyta; Magnoliopsida; Brassicales; Brassicaceae. Bases 49 to 891 code for a protein of 280 amino acids. The record is from RefSeq and is marked reviewed. The transcript has 4 exons.
AAAAAAAAAAAAAAAAAAAGGCAAAACACAAAAGAAGAAAAGAAAAUUAUGGGAUUUUGUUUUUGUUUAUCCUCAGGAGGAUCAACAGAUAAAAGUCAGAUUUAUGAGAUAACUGAUUAUGGACAAGAAAAUGCAGUUUUAUACUCUGACCACCAUGUUGUUCCUCAAAACUUGGGCUCUGUCUCUUCUUUAGCCGGAGGCAAGGGCUUGAACCAAGAUGCUGCCAUUCUCCACCUGGGAUAUGGAACAGAAGAAGGAGCGUUAUGUGGAGUGUUUGAUGGGCAUGGACCGAGAGGUGCGUUUGUGAGCAAGAACGUAAGGAACCAAUUGCCAUCUAUACUCUUAGGCCACAUGAAUAAUCAUUCAGUGACUCGAGACUGGAAACUCAUAUGCGAAACAUCGUGUUUGGAGAUGGACAAAAGGAUUCUUAAAGUUAAAAAGAUUCAUGAUUGCUCUGCUUCUGGAACUACUGCUGUUCUCGCCGUUAAACAUGGAAAUCAAGUGAUGGUGGCAAAUCUUGGGGAUUCAAGGGCUGUCAUGAUUGGAACAAGUGAGGAUGGAGAAACCAAGGUGGCUCAGUUGACCAAUGACCUGAAGCCAAGUGUCCCAAGCGAAGCGGAGAGAAUAAGGAAAAGAAACGGAAGGGUGUUAGCUUUGGAGUCGGAACCUCACAUUCUGAGAGUUUGGCUUCCAACCGAAAACCGACCAGGCCUAGCCAUGUCGCGGGCUUUUGGUGAUUUCCUCCUUAAAAGCUACGGUGUCAUUGCGACUCCGCAAGUCUCUACGCAUCAAAUCACUUCCAGCGACCAAUUUCUACUCCUUGCUUCAGACGGGGUACGUAAAUCUAAACCUAUUAAGUAUAAACUAAAAACCUGCCACACCACACUUUAAUUUUAUAUGAGAGACUAUGUUUUUGUAUUUUGGUUACUAUUGAUUUAAAACCGAACCAAAAUCCAUGUUCAAUUGUGGCCCACCCAUUUAAGGCUUUUUAUUAAUCAACCUGGGCCCAAAUAAUACGACCAAAUCCAAAGUAAAGCCCACAUUUAAAAUAAUUCGUUUUAGUUGAAUGACCCACUUAAAUAAUGAUUUUCUUUUGUUUCUUGUAUAAAGGUGUGGGAUGUACUUAGUAACGAGGAAGUGGCAACGGUGGUGAUGAAGUCAGCAAGUGAGGCAGGAGCGGCCAACGAGGUGGCAGAGGCGGCGACUAAUGCGUGGAUCCAGAAAUUUCCAACGGUUAAGAUUGACGAUAUCUCUGUCGUGUGUCUCUCUCUCAACAAGAAGCAUAAUCCACAGCCACAAAUAUGAACAAAACCCACUUGCUCUAAUCAAAGAAUCAUGACACGACAGCUCACACAAGACUUUUGUGUUUUGCCUAUAAGUGAUUGUGACUGUAUAUAUAUAAUCUAUAUAUACCGUUGUAUCUUAAUUCUUAAGUCGUGUGAUUAUUUAGAAAGAAAAAAAAAGAAAAAGAAGAACAAUAGAUUAUAAUUAGGAAUGGUGUGUGUCGUUGAAUAAAAGCAACAAUGAAUUAUGACAUUUUGGACACACGUCGUGUGGACUGGUUUGGACUAGUUCAAAUUGAUUAUGUAAUUGCUAUAGAAAUUUGAUAAUAACAUUUU